Molecule: messenger RNA, 615 nt
Organism: Pistacia vera
Lineage: Eukaryota; Viridiplantae; Streptophyta; Magnoliopsida; Sapindales; Anacardiaceae
Product: germin-like protein 9-3
Exons: 1
Coding region: 1-615 (204 amino acids)
Cellular component (GO): cell wall
Molecular function (GO): manganese ion binding
Source: RefSeq, a predicted model, not a curated record
AUGGCCUCAAAUUUUCUCAGAUUAGUUCAAUUUUUCCUCUUACUUGCAAUAGUCACUGCAAUUGAUCCAGACAUAACCACAGACUUUGUUGUUCCGACGAACUAUAUCGAUAACGACGCCGUUGAUGGAAAUUUCUUUACUUUCACCGGCCUGCGCAAUGUAAUUAACUCUGACUACACACAAAAAUUUACAGUGACAAAAGCUAGCCAGGCCAACUUUCCAGCCCUAAAUAGUCAAAGUGUUUCUUAUGCUUUUUUACAAUUUCCAGCGGGAGCUAUUAACCCACCUCACACACAUCCGCGUUCAGCUGAACUACUCUUGGUAUUAAAAGGGUGGUUGAAUGUUGGAUUUACUGACACCAAUAACAAACUUUACAAACAAACUCUGAGACCGGGAGACAUGUUUGUGUUUCCAAAGGGAUUGGUGCAUUAUCAGUCUAACGAUGAUCCAAAACAGCCUUCUGUCGCUAUUUCUGCCUUUGGGAGUGCUAAUGCAGGCACGGUUUCAAUUCCUCUCAAUGUGUUUACGAGUGGCAUUGAUGAUAACAUUCUUACUAGGACGUUCAAAAUUGAUGUUACAACUAUCCAGAAGCUCGAGGCAGGUCUUACACUCUAG